ACCACCGCCAUAAGAAUUUUUGGACCACCUGGUAUCGAUUGUUUGUUUUUUUUUGCAACAAACAUUUUAUAUUAGUUAUGCGUGCGUGGCCAAAAUGCUAAUUGUCUGGUUAGUGCUUGCCGCCACACUGAGCCGCUGCAUCCGAGCCGAGACCACGAUAUCGAUACCGAUCACAACGCAGGACAUAAUAGCGGGUGACGUGUUUUUUGAAAUCCUCUCGCCCUCGGACCUGGAGUACACCUACCGGCUGCGCCCGGCCAAGGACUUUGGAGCCGCCUUCUCGGAGCGGCUGGAGGGCGUGCCGCUGGUGCUCACCGAUCCGCCGGGCGCCUGCCAGGAGAUCCGCAACGCCCGGGAUCUCAAUGGGGGCGUCGCACUCAUCGAUAGGGGGGAGUGCUCCUUCGUCACCAAAACGCUGCAGGCGGAGGCAGCGGGCGCCUUGGCUGCCAUCAUCACGGAGUAUAAUCCCGGAUCCCCAGAGUUCGAGCACUACAUCGAGAUGAUACACGACAACUCGCAGCGGGACGCCAAUAUACCGGCCGGCUUUUUGCUCGGCAAGAACGGCGUCAUCAUUCGGUCGACGCUGCAGCGACUGAAGAGGGUGCACGCCCUGAUUAACAUACCGGUUAACCUCACCUUCAUCCCGCCCUCCAAGAUCAACCAUCCGCCGUGGUUGGGCUGGUGACGCGGCUGGCAGGAUUGCCAGGAUACGAGCUGAAACCAAAGUGCAUACUCGUAGUAGGCAGAUAAAUCGAGAAACCGCAACUGAGACUAAACUUUAGAGUACUAAAUAAGUAGCUAAUUCGUAGACGGAAGCCAUAAAUUGUAAAUAAAUUGCGUAGCAGCAUCCACAGAUAGUUGGGUCGCAAAGUUGUAAGCUAGACAAA
Messenger RNA from Drosophila takahashii, 887 nucleotides. Its product is annotated as PRADC1-like protein. The record is from RefSeq and is a predicted model, not a curated record. NCBI's taxonomy places the organism in Eukaryota, Metazoa, Arthropoda, Insecta, Diptera, Drosophilidae.